Messenger RNA from Columba livia (rock pigeon), 4660 nucleotides. RefSeq names its product ADP ribosylation factor like GTPase 3 (gene ARL3). Lineage: Eukaryota; Metazoa; Chordata; Aves; Columbiformes; Columbidae. The record is from RefSeq and is a predicted model, not a curated record. The transcript is spliced from 6 exons. Gene Ontology annotation, molecular function: GTPase activity; GTP binding. Gene Ontology annotation, biological process: cilium assembly. Gene Ontology annotation, cellular component: microtubule cytoskeleton; cytoplasm. Bases 136 to 684 code for a protein of 182 amino acids.
CGGCCAGCAGCUAGCCCCGCCCCUCCGCCCACCGUCGGCACGUUCCGUACGUACGGCGGGAAGCGCUGACGCUGUACGUAGCGGCGGCGUGUGUGUGACGCAGUUGCCCAUGGUAACCCCGGGGCCGCGCAGAGGAUGGGUUUACUGUCAAUCUUGCGUAAAUUGAAAAGCACCCCAGACCAGGAGGUAAGAAUCCUCCUCUUGGGACUGGAUAAUGCAGGCAAGACCACACUCCUGAAACAGCUGGCAUCUGAGGACAUCAGCCACAUCACGCCAACACAGGGCUUUAACAUCAAAAGCGUACAGUCUCAAGGCUUCAAGCUGAACGUAUGGGACAUAGGCGGACAGAGGAAGAUCAGGCCGUACUGGAGGAACUAUUUUGAAAAUACUGAUAUCCUUAUCUAUGUCAUUGACAGCGCAGAUAGGAAGAGGUUUGAAGAAACAGGUCAGGAGCUGGCUGAGCUUUUGGACGAAGAAAAGCUUAGUGGAGUCCCCGUGCUCAUAUUUGCUAACAAGCAGGAUUUGCUGACGGCUGCCCCUGCUUCGGAGAUUGCCGAGGGACUGAACCUACACACAAUCCGGGACAGAGUCUGGCAGAUCCAGUCUUGUUCGGCUCUCUCAGGAGAGGGAGUACAGGACGGCAUGAAUUGGGUGUGCAAAAAUGUCAGUGCUAAGAAGAAAUAAAGCAUUCUGAGCUGCAUGGAAAUGGAGGAGCGGUGGGAGCAGAAUUCUAGCCUGAAAACACUAAUUUGCUGCUUUCUGACCAAAUGUUUUUCCAUCUGUGCACAGCUACAGCUGUUAAAAGAAAAAAAAAAAAAGAAAGGAGAGAAAGAAAAGGGAACAACAUCGGCUAAAACCCACUGCUGGAUUUGGAACUCAACCUGCUCUUUAGUAGAAUUUUUUUAUCCCAAUAAAGGAAUGAUAUAUUUCCUUCCUAUGCAUAAAUAAUAUUAAAUGUCUGAUUAGCAAGCAAGUUUGUAAGCAGAAGCGAGACUGUGAUUCAGUGUGGAGCAGAGGAAGUGGUGAGUUACUGUAGUUGCUUAGAUGCAUAGGACCUGCCCUAUACGUGCAGGUUUGCAGUUGCUGAGGACACACUCAGGUGUCAUUCACAGCUUCCCCUCAGUGACAGAUAAAAUGCGAUUAUGUUACCGAUUGUGGGUAGUUUCUUAAAAUAAAGCUGCUAAGAAGUCAUUUGUGUAAUGAGGGUAGAAGACUUCCACAUAUUCCUAUAGCCAUAAAAGAGGAGUUUGAUCAUAACGAGGCACUGUUGCAUUGCGACACCGCCAUAGAAGGGAGAAAAGGGUUAUAUGUGUAUAAUUGAAGCUCUUUACAGUUGGAAUAAUGCAGGAUGAGCAUGCCUAGGGCUUUUCUCGCAGCUGAAGGAGAAUUCAGCCCAGCAUUUCACCUUGAGCCAGCAAAAAACGUGGUUCCUACGUUCAGUAAAUUCCGUAUGUGAGAUUAGUCUUGAUGUUGAACAAUCCCUGUUGAUUUUCCCUUGAUGUUAAGGCAACUCUGCUGCAAAAUGCAAUUAAGUCCAUGAUUACUUUCUAGAAUGAGAUACCAGGUCCCAGGUUUCCUUUUUGAAAUAUGUAAGAUAUAUUCUACUACCCGCCGUUCCUCGGCAGGCCCUGCCUAGCCCGUGGGGGCCAGGGGGCUGCCCCUCAGCGAGCGGGCUGCCCGGGCCCCCCAGCCCGGGGCCGCUGCUGGUUGCCCUGUUGGAGGGUGAGGAGGCUGAUGAACGGCAGAUGGGAAGCACUCUGUAAAACGAGGAUUCAUUCUGCCCCAAUCUGGCUUUCCUCUAAAAGGAUGCAAUCACUGAAAUAGGAAAGAGAAUGUGUUUUCCACCUCCUCGUCCCCAAUUCAAAUAUAGCCCCAACUGACAGUGAGCAGGAGUCAUUAGCACGCCAAAGCAGCCAUGUCCUGCGUGAAGCGAGCUUGGUGACUCCUGGGCCAGCUUCUAAUGCACAGAUGGUAAAAUAAUCCCACUGCCCUGCUUGCCAGCUUUGUUUGCUGCCUGCCUGCGAAAGGCCAGAGAAUAACUAGGGACUGCAUUACCCCUUCCACCUCUUGGAGACGGACCGGCAGGCAGGACGGGGAAAGCUGCGUGUGCUGAAGCAUGUGGCUUUACCACGCGUCAGCGAGUUGACUCAUGGACCCGGGCAGACGGCUGACACCCCUGGAGCUCCCAGCUCUUCGCUCCUCCCUUCCCCGGACGUCUCCACCUCACAGCAGAAACAUCUGCACUGUAUGUGAAGCAGCCCCUGGCUGCCUACGUGUUACAGCUCUGACAGAUUAAAAUCAUGUGGGGCUGAUUCCGGGUCCCCCCGUACAUCAAGAUGUGCAGUAGCGGUUCAGGGGUUGUAGCUCAGCUGUCUCUGCUGUGGCUGGGGGCAGAGGGACAGCUGGGACAACAACAGCUACAGCAAUCCAGCCUUAAUCUGCCCGCGUCCGUGAGUCAGCACCCUCAGAGUGCAUCUGUCUCUGGCACUGAGGCAGGACAUGUGUGCCGGCGUAGCACAGCCUUGCUUUAAACACUGGACAACUGGGAGGGGGAAAAGAGCCGGCUCAAGCGAGCUGUUAAGCAGUCUCUAAUGACAAAGUGACACAGCUCCAUGGCUUGAGUAAGGAGUCAUGAGAUGAGAUGUUCAUUUAAACUUAGCUUGUUCAGUGACUCCUCAGCUGCACUGGCUUGUCAGGAACCCCGGGAAUCUGACCAACACAUGUUCCUGGGUCAGCCCAAGGAGGAGAAAUGCAUCCCAGCAUCAUCUUUUCCUUGCGAUUAAUGCAUUUGCAUGAUGCAAGCGCUGUAAAGAGUUGCAGCCCUUUCUCGCAGGCGUGCUUCGUGCCGGCUGAGCGACCUGCCGUGUGGCAGGUACCCCUGAGCUCUGGAGCUGCCCGCGCUGCGUGCCGGGUGCGGGCUGCAGUGUUUGGGUACCCCUCCUCUGGUCCAGGCAGGACAGGGCAAGGUCCCCUUGGGGGCUCACGUGUUGAUCCUUCUCACUUGUAAGGGAGCUGAGUUGGUGCUUCCCUUCUCCAUACAUUUUUUACUAGUGGCAAACUUACCUUGUGACACCUUACUUGUGCCACAGAUAGCUUUCUGGAUCAAAAAAAGCAUCCAGGAGGGUAAUUUGGUUUUUUUAGACCCACAUUGGUUAAACUUGGAAAUGUGUAUAAAAUAAAUAUAUAGCAAUUCUCCUAUCACUUCAAUUUGGAAGGAAGAAUUGCCUUACUGAACUCAGGAUCCAGAGGUGUUUGCUGGCUCAUUCCUUAUGUCUGCGUGUGGCUACACGUAUUGGUUGCGUGCAUGUGUACCAGCCAGAGCUUCACCCGUAAUCCAGUAGAUGAAUUUGGUUUACCUGUGACAGGUAGUAAGAGAGGAAGACUGUGACAGAGCAAGCUGUCCUGGGAGGAUGGAGGUGGAAGGUUAAAACGACCACGACUUAAGUAAAAUAUCCUGAAGUGAAGACUGUCAGUGUUCCUUGUGUUGUGAACAUCUCUCUGUGCAUCAACUUGGUGAAAAUGUAAAAGAAUUUGAGGUUCUGUUCACUUGCUGCUCCUUAUCUGAAUGUAUUUACAUCGGCUGUGCCCUCUGCACCUGGCUAAACACCACCUGUAAACCAGGCUGGGGCCAGCCGAAAACACCGUUCAGCAAAACCCCUACCCCUCUGCCAGCCCUUCCGCUCUCGUUCGGGUUAUGGUAAUUACACACGCAAGGCUUUGUCCUUCCGACGCUCUCUGCUUUGCCUUCCUUUAAAUGAGAUUCGGGGAUGCAAACUGUCUCAUUGCUAUGGGUGGAGCUCUGCCACACGUCGCAUCGAUUCAUAGAUUUCUGAAGGCAGAAGGGACCAUGAUGUUCCUCUCUCCUGACUUCCCGCAUAACACAGCCCAUUAAAGGCCACCCCGCUGGCGCGGUGAGGUGUGGGUGAAUUAAAACAUCUCUGGCGGGAAGACACCCGGCCUUGAAUUAAAGGUUCGGAGCGACAGAUCCACCCCAGACCUCGAGAAGUUUAUCGCAGGGGUUAAUUCCCCUCCCGCGGGGAGUUUGCCUUGCUUCACUUUCACAUGGUUAAAUCUGGCUUUACCUUUGCAAGAGAUGGAGGCCGCCUCUCCUGCCCCUUUGUGCUCUCUGGAGGGGAGACGUGAUGGAGAAGUGAAAUUCUCCAGGGGCACGUGAGGCAAUGUGGGCGCCAGCCCCUGCUGCCACCUCGAGCGCUGGGCGAGGGCACUCGUGUCCUCUGGCUGCAGCUCUGCUGGCGAGUGUCUGUCCUUGCCCUGGGGGAGUGCUUGCCAAAGCCCCGGGCAGCCUUCUCCUGUUUGUCCCCCUGCCAAUACUGCUCCUUGCACAUAAUGACUUUUUUCUCUGAUGAAAAUAUAACUGAUCACCAGACUUUUUUUAUUAUUGAGUGUACUGGGAUGAGACCAGCCUACUUAAAUUCCGCCCCCCCUACCCCACAGGGCUCGCUCUUCUGCAAAUGUAAAAAGGUGGCGGCUGUUGCAUUCCCUGGGCUGGCUGGGUCCACACAAGCUCUCUCUUUUAUGUUCCCUUUUCAAAUUUCACCAAAAAAGGGGUAUUUGCAAUAUCUGGUCAUGUUGUUACUCGGUACAUAAUUUAGAUGUCUUUGUCAAAAAAAAAAGGAAUUAAAAUUUAGUAGAAAGACAA